UUUUGAGACUGCCACUAAAGUUAGUAACAAAAGUGGAGGCCUAGUAGCUGGCAUUCACCUUUUGGGAUUAUUCAAUUAAUGGAUUCCAUUAUCCAAUCAUGGUCGACAUAGCUUACAAUGAUUCCUUCUCAUCUUAAUAUUUCUCAAAUGCUGUUGAUUCUUUAAAAUGAAGAUAUAUAUACCCAAUCUCCAGUCACAGAUCCCAAGUUAAGAGUAGUGAUUUCUGUCUCAAGAGGAGAGGCUGUCAGAUGUGUAAAUACCCAUCUUGCUUUUUCCAUUAGGCAGCACCUUCCCCCUAUUCCAAGGCCAAACCUUUCAUUUAAUUGUUCCAAUGGAUUCCAAGUACUCCAAAGUAUGUUGUACACCAGGCGUCCCGUUCGAGUCGAUGGAUUUUCUCUCACGAAAUUCGGUAAUUCAAGUCUUCCGUUCGCUGGCAGCUGCAAAUUCUCAUGAUCCUCGAAAACAAGUGGCCUUUGAAGAAAACAUUAUUAAGAAGUACGCCACUCAGUUGAGAGUUUCACAGCAACAGGACAAAGAUAGGACGGUAAUCGUAGAUGACAAUACUUCCGUACCUUUAUGGCAAACGGACGACCUGAAGUCAUGGAUAUGGCUGCAACAGACAAUUCACCCAGAGUUAAACCUUGAUCGAUGCUUCAGGAAGAAAUGGACACUAGCAAAAUUUUUUGGAGGACAGUCCAUAUGGCUGUGGUUGAAAGAGAUAAAGAGAAAGAGGAAGGAAGAAACCAGACUCCGAAAAGCAGAGGUGCAUGCAGCUAUAUCAGUUGCAGGUGUGGCGGCAGUACUUGCAGCAGUUGCGGCAGAAAACGUCCGAAAGAAGAGUAACCGUGGCCAGCAUCAACAGAAACGGCAGGGCAAAGAUGAUGAGGAAGAGGCCAACAAUGCCAGAGAUGCAGUUCUGGCUUCUGCUGCUGCCCUUGUCGCAGCUCAGUGCGUGGAAGUGGCUCAGACCAUGGGUGCCAAGAAAGACCAACUGGGAUCAGCAAUAGGAUCUGCAUUAACAGCUAAAGAUGUUGGCGACGUCAUUACUCUCACUGCAGCAGCUGCUACAUCCUUGAGAGGAGCAGCAACACUGAGGGCAAGAACGGCGACCAGAACACGUGGCGCGAGAAGUGCAGAUGAGAUUGUGCAGCUUCUUCAAUACAACACUCGAUCAGGAAUCGACAGCGAGGCAAGGCCACAAGAUACCAUAUGUUUUGACUUCCUCAAGGGUACGAGCGUUCUUGCAUGUGAGACCCAGCUCAAUGUCGUGACAAGAAAUGGUGAUACUGAGAGUUCGGAAGACCACCAAGCUCAAUCCGUUCACAGAGGCCAGAGAAAGGAUCAUACUUGAUCUGCAUGUGGCCACCAGAGAAUUGGACCAAAGAAGACUCCACCAUAUUUCACAGACAUUGAAAUAAGUCGGGAAUAUUCAAGCUUGAAAUGAACGACAGUUCACAUUACCAGUUGUGGUCAAUGACGAUAAAUCAUAUGUUGAUGCUUUCCACUAGCUAUAGUGGAUAUGAAAAUUUCUGAGGCCGAUGUUAGGCUAUCAAUCACCCACAUUUCAGUUAGCUCCAAUAUAUAUAC
Molecule: messenger RNA, 1587 nt
Organism: Nymphaea colorata (pocket water lily)
Lineage: Eukaryota; Viridiplantae; Streptophyta; Magnoliopsida; Nymphaeales; Nymphaeaceae
Exons: 7
Coding region: 332-1351 (339 amino acids)
Source: RefSeq, a predicted model, not a curated record